Rana temporaria (common frog) is the source of this 804-nucleotide messenger RNA. Its product is annotated as guanylyl cyclase inhibitory protein. The record is from RefSeq and is a predicted model, not a curated record. The transcript has 5 exons. Gene Ontology annotation, molecular function: calcium ion binding. Bases 27 to 647 code for a protein of 206 amino acids. Lineage: Eukaryota; Metazoa; Chordata; Amphibia; Anura; Ranidae.
GUCUGGUUUCCCGAUGUCGCUCAGUCAUGGGUCAAGUGGCUUCUAUGCCACAUAGAGGUGGUGCCUACGUCCUGGAACUGCAUGAAUGGUAUAGAAAGUUUGUCGAUGAAUGUCCCAGUGGAUUGAUCACUCUCCAUGAAUUUCGUCAGUUUUUCUGUGACAUUACAGUGGGAGAAAAUUCUUCAGAAUAUGCAGAGCAGAUGUUCCGAGCCCUGGAUAACAACGGGGACGGAAUUGUGGACUUCCGGGAAUAUGUUACAGCAAUCAGCAUGCUCGCACAUGGAACCCCAGAGGAAAAGCUUAGGUGGUCCUUCAAGCUAUAUGACAAGGACGGAGAUGGUGCGAUCACCCGUUCAGAGAUGCUGGAAAUCAUGAGGGCUGUGUAUAAAAUGAGUGUUGCAGCAUCUCUCACAAAGGUCAAUCCGAUGACCGCAGAAGAAUGCACUAACCGCAUCUUCAUUCGUCUGGACAAGGAUCAAAAUGCCAUCAUCAGUCUUCAGGAAUUUGUAGACGGUUCUCUGGGUGAUGAGUGGGUCAGACAGAUGUUGGAAUGUGAUCUCAGCACAGUGGAAAUCCAGAAGAUGACGAAACACAGCCAUUUACCUGCCAGAUCAUCCAGGGAGAGACUCUUUCAUGCCAACACCUAAACUUUUCGUUUUCAUCCCCUGCCUAAAACACGGAAAUUAACAUCGCUCAGGACACACAGCCUACCUACAAAGUGACACAACGUCUAAUUUCAUCAUCAUCUGCUAAAUCUCUACAUUUGCUGGAAAACUGAAUUACCAAAUGGUCAUGAUAAAAAAA